This is a messenger RNA of Cylindrotheca closterium, 2973 nucleotides long. The record is from the annotation of a GenBank genome assembly. Lineage: Eukaryota; Bacillariophyta; Bacillariophyceae; Bacillariales; Bacillariaceae.
AUGAUGCCAAGCAAUCACGAGGAGUCGAAAGCGACUGAUAGCGAGGACGACCGCAAGCCGGCCGCAUUGCCGUCUCAUAGACAAAGAAAGCAGUGGCAACACCAAUCUCAAGAUGGAUCCAAAAAAGGAUCUUUUUUGGAUCCACCGUCAGCGAAUGCGGUAGCUGCGACUGCCAAUCGGAAGAGACCUACAUUUGACUCUUCAGAUGACGGUCUCCUUGCGUCUCUCAGUAACUGCGAGAAGGCUUCAGAAGGAUCCAAAAACGCUGCGGUCAAAAUAACAAAAGAGUCUCCAGAAGAUACAGCGAACACUAACGCCGUAGCGCGCAAUAGGAAGAGCCCACCCACUGCAAUAGACUCAGACGUCGAUCCCCAUGUGUACCUUAAAGGCGAAGGAGAGACACCAAAAAUUUCAACAAGGAUGAAAGAGAAGGCAACCGUGGUUGGUACUAACAAUGACUGCAAGCCCGCAGCAUUGCCAACUUCUCCUCCUACUACACCCAGCAAGUGCCGAUACCAACCUGGAGUUGAUAAUGUUACGGAUUCAAAGCGGCGACAGACCAACCAAGAUAUACAAAAUCUCAACCUAAACAUUCCAUCUCUCUCUUCGUCUCCGCAGCGAAAAUUGGACUAUCAACUAGCUUCUACUAUACAAGAGCAGGAGUAUCAGCUCAAGAAGGCAGAUGCUGAGAAGGAACAUGAAGCAAUGACCAAGUCCCCCUAUGGUAAAGCCGUCCUUGUGGUUCAGGAGAUUCUGGAACUGACCAAAAAUACCAAGGACCAAGCCAAGAACGAGUAUCCCAACUUUGCUCAGAACUUUGACUCGGUGAGCACCGAUGAUAUGGUCUUCUUGGCCAAAAAUCUAUUGGAGAAGCAGCGCGAAUUUCUUGCUUCUGGGAUUCUCGGGUUUGUUGAUAUCGGAUACCACUAUACCGAUUCCACAAAUUUGAACAGCAUUCGUACAAAUGGUCUCAUGACCAGGAACGAACGAGAUUCGCAAGGAAUACAAGCUCACCGAUUCCAUGGCAGCACUUAUGGUGACGGUGUCUAUACUGGGAACAGUCCAACAAAGUUUGCGGGCUAUGGUAACACUGGACUGAUCGUCGGUCGUUUACUGGGAACUAUGAAAACGUUUGGGCAACAAACUACUGAUGGUGCCAACACUGUUCUUGUGCCCGAUCGCGAAAUCGUCGUCCUCAAGACCUCUGCCCAAUGCUUGCCCAUGAUUAAGUACGACAUGGGGCUAGUUGGAUCUCAAGAAGGGCAAGAUUUCAUCCAAAGAUUAACCAGAUCGCUGCAAGCGAUCCUCGACCAAGUUUUCAAUCCAGGCUUGACCGGAGCACCACUGACUUGCUACCGGUAUACAGACCCUUCUUCCACAAAUUUCCCAGGCCCAAUACAUUAUGGACCAAGGAAGCAAGGUCUAUUUCAAUAUAUUGCUCCAGAAAGGCUCGCUGGUACUGUCAACCCAAACGAAGCCUUCUGCCUUCCUCCUUCAUCAUGCAACUUUCAAAUUGACUGUGCUAUCUGUCACGAUGCUCUUUCCGAUCCUCGGUCUUGUGUCGCUGUGAAGGUAUGCAACCAUGUAUUUCACAAAGACUGUAUCGAGCAAGCUUGCAAGUCUGGUUCCAAAUGUCCCACUUGUCGCAAAUGCAUCGGAACGCCGCUUGGGAAAUCACCAUCGGGAUCCAUGUCUAUCAUGAUCCCUCCUGUCUUCAAUGGUAUGAAAUGCAGCGGAUUUGCAAACUGCGACACGAUUGUGAUUGCAUAUUCCAUACGAGCAGGAAUCCAAAAGCACUACCACGAGAAUCCAGGACAAUCGCAUUCUGGCAAGUACGUAACUGCCUAUCUUCCCAACAACUCUGACGGUCAAAGCCUACUCAAGAGACUCAAGUUUGCCUUUCUCCAUGGAUUGACAUUUACUAUUGGUACCUCCAUAACGACGGGUGCUACCAACCAAUGUAUUUGGUCCUCCAUUCACCACAAGACGUCGCCCAACAGCGGAGUGCAUGGAUUUCCUGAUCCCAAUUACUUUGCCAAUUGCAAUGGAGAGCUAGAUAGCGAAAAUGUCCCUGCAGCAAACCUACUUGAUGUCAAUGGUACAAAGAAACAAACUGUACUUGGUGGGAUUCCUCCCAUUGCCCAGCCUUUUGGUGUGGGUGUUGGUAGGGCUUUUGGUACGGGUUCAGCUUCCACAACCAUUUCAAGCUCUGCCAUACCUCAUAGAUACGGGGCUACAGUCAGACUCAAUCCCCAAAAUGGAACAAUGCAACAAGCUGUAGUUGGAUACAUUGCUCCAGAAAGGCUCUCUGGUGCUGUCAACCCAAACGAAGCCUUCUGCCUUCCUCCUUCAUCGUGCAACUUUCAGAGUGACUGUGUUAUCUGUCACGAUGCCCUUUCCGAUCCUUCGUGCUGUGUCGCUUUGAAGGUAUGCAACCAUGUAUUUCACAAAGACUGUAUCGAGCAAGCUUGCAAGUUCGGUUCCAAAUGUCCAACUUGUCGCAAAUGCAUCGGAACGCCGCUUGGAAAAUCGCCAUCUGGUUCCAUGUCUAUCAGUAUCACCUAUAAUCUGAAGUGCAGCGGAUUUGCGGCUUGGGACACGAUUGUGAUUGUGUACUCCAUGCAGGCAGGAACCCAAAAGCACUACCACGAGAAUCCAGGACAACCCCACCCGGACAAGCAUGCAACUGCCUACCUCCCAAACAACCCUGACGGUCGAAAUCUUCUCAAGAGACUCAAGUUUGCUUUUCUCCAUGGAUUGACAUUUACGAUUGGUACAUCCAUGACGACGGGUGCUACCAACCAAUGUACUUGGUCAUCCAUUCACCACAAGACACACCCAGAUAGUACAGUGCAUGGAUUUCCUGAUCCCAAUUACUUUGCCAAUUGCAAUGGAGAGCUAGAUAGUGAAAAUGUACCUGCCGCGAAUCUACUUGAUUCGAAUGGACAAAAAUUGGUGACUACGCAGCCCUAG